Camellia sinensis is the source of this 1961-nucleotide messenger RNA. RefSeq names its product sulfite oxidase. NCBI's taxonomy places the organism in Eukaryota, Viridiplantae, Streptophyta, Magnoliopsida, Ericales, Theaceae. Gene Ontology annotation, molecular function: molybdopterin cofactor binding; heme binding; molybdenum ion binding. The record is from RefSeq and is a predicted model, not a curated record. Gene Ontology annotation, cellular component: mitochondrion. Gene Ontology annotation, biological process: sulfur compound metabolic process.
CAAGAAGCCAUUCCCAUUGGAUUGGAAAGAGCACCAAAUAAGCUCUGUGGUAUCAUUGUCCACUACUAGUACAAAAUAAUCACAAUCUUGAUGAUCAUCGCUUCUGACAAAAAAUUAAAUCGGUCACAGCUAGCGAAGAUGGACCCAUUUCGCGACCUUUCAAUCUGGUUCCUCUGCUGUGUGCCCCCGCCGAUAUCAACCCCAAAACAAUUCUCUCUCUCUCUCUCUCUCUCUCUCUCUCUCUCUCACAGUGUCUCAGAUCAUCUGCAGAGAAGCAUAUAAAGCUCUUGAAGAAGGAAGAAAGGAAGGAGGCUGAGAAAUAUGCCGGGGAUGACAGCGCCGUCGGAUUACUCGCAAGAACCUCCUCGUCAUCCUUGUCUUAAAAUUAAUGCCAAGGAGCCCUUUAAUGCCGAGCCACCUCGUUCAGCAUUGGUUUCCUCGUACAUGACUCCCGUGGAUUUUUUCUACAAGAGAAAUCAUGGGCCAAUCCCAAUAGUUGAUGACAUAGAAAGAUAUUGUGUUUCUGUAACUGGUUUAAUUGACAAUCCCAAACAGCUGUUCAUGAAAGAUAUAUGGAACCUUCCAAAAUACAAUAUCACUGCCACUUUACAGUGCGCUGGUAACAGGAGGACUGCUAUGAGCAAAACCAGAACAGUGAAAGGUGUUGGCUGGGAUGUUUCUGCUAUUGGAAAUGCUGUCUGGGGUGGGGCAAAAUUGGUAGAUGUUCUUGAACUUCUUGGGAUACCCAAGUUGACAAGUGCCACAUCAUCAGGUGGAAAGCAUGUUGAAUUUGUCAGCAUUGAUAAGUGCAAGGAGGAGAAUGGGGGUCCGUAUAAGGCAUCAAUUCCAUUAUCUCAGGCCACAAACCCUGAAGCUGAUGUUUUACUCGCAUAUGAGAUGAAUGGAGUGCCUUUAAACAGGGAUCAUGGGUAUCCAUUACGUGUAGUUGUCCCUGGUAUUAUAGGUGCCCGUUCCGUUAAGUGGCUGGAUUCCAUCAACAUAAUUGCUGAAGAGUGCCAGGGCUUCUUUAUGCAAAAAGACUAUAAAAUGUUUCCACCUUCAGUUAAUUGGGAUAAUAUUGAUUGGUCUACCAGAAGGCCACAAAUGGAUUUCCCCGUUCAGUGUGUAAUAUGUUCCUUAGAGGACGUGAACAUUGUAAAGCAUGGAAAGAUAACCGUCAAGGGAUAUGCAGUAUCAGGAGGUGGCCGUGGAAUUGAGAGAGUAGAUGUAUCCAUUGAUCGUGGCAGAACCUGGGUGGAAGCAUCCAGAUACCAGAAGGCGGGCAUUCCAUACAUUGCUGAUAAUGCAAGUAGUGACAAAUGGGCCUGGGUGUUUUUUGAGGCAAACGUUGAUGUCCCUAUGACUGCUGAGAUAGUUGCUAAAGCGGGGAAGAGAGAGAGAGAUAUUGUAAAAGUCACCAUCAAGUGGGAACGAUCAGAUUGGUGACAGCCUGCUGAUUUCUGUCAAGAUCAACAUGAACUCAUCAAAUUGGUUACAAUAUGUGAACCUGUUGUUGACCCAAUAACCUUUUGGCCCUGGUAUGGCCAGCACUUCGUUUGCAGGCCAUGUGGUACCUAUUGAUUUGUCAACCUGGAAGUUAGGUUCAAGUCCCUUUGUAGGGUUUGGUUUGGUUUGGUUUGGUUUGGUUUUCAGCAGGGGGUGGGUCUGGUCUGGUUUGGUUUGGUUUCCAAUGGUGUGCCAUAACAGUAAACAUGGCAUAGACAAAAAGACAGCAAAGUAGACAGAAAGACCUAAUUGUGGCUACUUAAGAGCAUCUGCAUCAGGCUCUCUACAAUAGCUUUGAAGCUAUUGUAGACCAUCAGCAUCAAAUCCUUCCUCCAUCAGUCUCAACAAUUUUUUUGUAAAUUAACGUUUUGUUAAAUUUGCUACAGUACCUCAACAAAAAUAAAGAGGCACUGUCCAUUAGCUACAUUAUUUUUUAUUAUAUUUUCUAGAGCAAA